UAGAAAAGCACGUACAAGUCGUUUUACCAUCGUACGAUAUGUUUGGGUUGACAUGAAAUUUAGAAAUGAAUAUCGUUAUUCUAUUUUGUUUUGUUUUUGUAAUAUCGGCAUUCGCAAAUCAGGUAACAGUGCCUGUUCAACUAUAUCCUGCAUAUCAACAAAGCGUGUAUAAUUCUCCCGCUGCUCCAGUUGUCUAUCAAACUGCUCCUACAAGCUAUAAUAACCCUUGUGCGCAAUACACAAUAGCUCAAAAUACCUUACCUAAUCAAUUAGUUAAUAAUCUUGUCAGCAAAGUACUUGCAAAUCCAACAAUCCAUAGAAUUUUGGACCCUAAUACGAGAUUUUACAACCAAAAUGGAGAAAUUUACAACCAACAACCAAUAUACAAUCGAGAAGUAGUGCCUAAUAUAAUUAAUAAUUAUUUCAUAGUUCCACCAGAGUUUCUGAAAUUGAAUCAAAGUGAUUUAAAUACUUUAUCAGCAUUACCAAACAUUAUAAAUAAUGAAGCGGUUCAUAAAAUAGUGGACAACGUGGAAAUAUUAACAAACAUUCCGCAAGUUAAUUAUGCUACCAAAGAGAACUUAGUGCAAGUAAGUUCAGAUGCAUCGCAAACUGCAAAAACAAAUCAACAAACUACCCGUCGUAGGAAAACAAGAAGAAAAAAAGGAAAAAAACGUGCCAGGAACAAAUUUCUGACACCUCAAAGUAUAGCUAAAGCAAUUGGCUCCUAUAUUGCUACUAGUAAUACUCAAAAUAUACAAGAAAAUCAAGAAAAAUCAAAUGUAACUAAUAAAAUUUUAAAUUCGACCCAAAUGCAGAAUAAUGGUGAUGUCGUACUGGAGUCCAAAGAUACUACAACAGAGACAACUAAUCAAAACUCAAGUAAUUCUAACACUGAUGGAGGCCACAAGAAAAAGUCUAAAAAGCGUCCUAAAUCUGACACAAAUGCUGCGAGUAUUCCUAAUACAGGAGAAAUAUCCCAAGAUAACAUAGAAAAUAACAGAGUAUUGGUCGAUAAUGAUUCUCAACACAAACUAGAAACAGACAAAAUUAUGGCGACAGAUUUCAUUCAAGGUUUAAAUAUAAAUAACGACCGAGCAUGUCCAGAUUCGUCUCCGAAAGAGCUUAAUGAGGAGUGCUUUGAGGAUAUUGGAUCACUGAUAUCUUGUCUAAGUGAUGACAUACUUGAUAGUAGAAUAACAAGAAAUUCACAAUCAAAUUCAAGAGAUGAAGCAAUUUGGAGAGAUUUUCGGCAAAGUUUUCCGGAUGUACCAGAAAAUUUAGCACGAAGCAUGUUGAUGUUUGCACAAAAUCAGUAUCAAAAUCCGCAAAACAGUAAUUUUUAUUACCCGACUGUACCGUUUGGCUUUGAUCAGAUAUACCAAAUGCCCCACAUAUAUAAUUAUGGAAAAGGUUAUUUAAGAGAGAAUAUACCGAAAAGUAAAAAUAGGCGACAUAAAAGUAAAAAAAGAAAAGCAAAAAAUAAAAAAAGAAAAAGUGCAAGUAAAAAAUCUACAUCUCAAUUUUCUGAUUUAGAACUAUUGGAUACAGCCGCAGAAGAUUAUAGUGAAUUGACUAGCACGACAAUGGAAAAUUUAGUUACUGAUGUAAUAUCUUCUACGGAUAAUCUUGGUUUCCAAACUGAAGAAGUUCCUUCUGAUAUACCUACAACAAAUCUUCCAAUAGACGCAGAAGUGCUAUUGCGAACUAUAUCACCAACAACCGAAGAAUCGCCAAGUGAUUACGAUAAUGACAAACAUCUUGAUAGUCAUGAACGAUAUGAAGAGUUAGACUUAGGAUAUCGUGAAACGCCUGAACUGGGAGAAGAAGACACAGUUCCAAUAAUUUAUACUAAUGGCUUGAUAGAUGAUUAUUAUCCUACUUUCACUGAUAAUGCGUACUACGCGAAUGAUCAUGAAUAUACCGUAGCUGAUUUAAAUGAAAGGUAUUAUUAUACAACAGAUAGAAAUGUAGAAAAUUUUGGAAGAGAUAGAAGAAAAUUAGAAAGUUUAAAAGAAGCAGUGCCUAAAAUACUGCAAAAGUCUUUCAGAGACGCUGUACCUAAGCAUACAUAUUUUGAUGCAGACAGGGAAAGUUACAAGAAUUUGAUUAAAGAAAAAUUUCUACCUAAAUCACAAUUCAAACCUACAGUGCCUCCGGUAGUGGCGAAAGAAUCAUUCAAAACUCCUCCAGCCUUAGAAAAUCCAGAUUUUAAAACCAAAAGGAUCAAUAAAGAUCCUUUAGAUACAGAAGAUUAUAAAAUUGAGGAUAGUUUUGAUGAUGUAGCAGCAUACUUUGAUUACGCAGAAAAAUCUUCCAUAUAUUCUAACGCAAAGACUCCAUUCUACAACGGCAAGGGAAAACCCAAUUCAGAAACGGGUUUUGUGUUAGAAAAACAUCAAAAUUCAAUGAAGGUGAGGUGGAAACAUUAUUUGCCAGGUCUAAGGUAGCUAAAUAUGGAGCAGAAACCGAGGAUGUGAGUCCUGAAUUUCCAACAAUAGAUGAUUUUUGAGGAAGAAGCAGUUAGCGUGGUUACAGCCCAGUCGUUACUAUACCCGGAAGAUUAUUGGUGAUACACGAGCGAAAUAAAAUUUCAGAUUAAGUAUAAUUUAUUCCCAAAGUGUUAAAAAUAUGUAAUAAUUUAUUAUACGGCUUAAAAAAGUGUUUUUUACCUUAUUUUAUAUAUUUCAUGAAACAAUUCAGUGACUAAUUCAACCGGUUAUAAAAAUAAUAAUAAUAAAGAUAUGUAUAAAAAAAUAACUUCAAUAAUAAAGAGAUGACAAUAA
This is a messenger RNA of Manduca sexta (tobacco hornworm), 2786 nucleotides long. RefSeq lists its product as uncharacterized. The transcript has 2 exons. Lineage: Eukaryota; Metazoa; Arthropoda; Insecta; Lepidoptera; Sphingidae. Bases 66 to 2450 code for a protein of 794 amino acids. The record is from RefSeq and is a predicted model, not a curated record.